AUGGCUCUCUCGCGUGUGGCCAUGCUGUGUAACCGCGCCGAAUUCAAAGCUGGUGAGGAGUCGAAACCCGUGCUGAAGCGUGAGUGCAACGGUGAUGCGUCUGAGUCGGCUCUGCUAAAGUGUGUGGAAUUGUCGAUUGGUGGUGUGACGAAGUACCGUUCUGAAAACCCAAAGGUAGCGGAGAUCCCCUUCAACUCAACCAACAAGUACCAGGUUAGUGUUCACGAGACGAACGACGGCGACGACCGAUACCUAGUUGUGAUGAAGGGUGCCCCAGAACGCAUCCUAGAUCGUUGUUCGACAAUCCUGAUUGACGGGCAGGAGUUGCACAUGGACGACGAGUGGAGAGAGAACUUCAACAACGCCUACCUGGAACUGGGUGGCAUUGGUGAACGUGUGCUUGGCUUCUGCGACCUUCGUUUGCCAGCGGAUAAGUUUCCUCGUGGUUUUCAGUUUGAUGUUGACGAACAAAACUUCCCAAUCGAAGGCAUGCGCUUCGUUGGGUUGAUGUCCAUGAUUGAUCCGCCUCGU
Molecule: messenger RNA, 531 nt
Organism: Mesocestoides corti
Lineage: Eukaryota; Metazoa; Platyhelminthes; Cestoda; Cyclophyllidea; Mesocestoididae
Source: the annotation of a GenBank genome assembly